CCUUCCCUUCCUUCCUCUCAAAAUCUCCAUUCCGCCAACCAAAAUGGGCUGCUUUGGGAACAGAAAGACUGAGGAGGAGCGCAAGGAAGAGAAGGAGCGGAGAGAGGCCCAUGAAAAGAUUGAGAAGCAACUGGAGAAGGACAAGCAAGUCUUUCAGGCCACGCACCGUCUCCUCUUGAUGGGCCUUGAGGGAUCUGGCAAAAACACCGUGCUCAAACAAAUGAAAAUCUUGCAUGGGGAUGGAUUUAGUGCCGAGGAGAGGAAAAUGAGAACCCAGGACAUCAAAAACAAUAUUAUGGAAGCUAUAGAGACAAUAGUCAGAGCCAUGGGGGACCUGCAACCUCCAGUGGAGCUAGCAAACCCAGGGAACCAGUUCCGCAUUGACUAUAUUUUGAAUGUAUCCAGCCAGCCAGAUUUCGACUUCCCACCCGAGUUCUACGAACAUACGAAAGCACUUUGGCAGGACGAAGGGGUGAAAGCUUGCUUUGAGCGUUCGCACGAGUAUCGCUUGAUUGGUUGUGCACAGUAUUUUCUAGACAAGCUGGACAUUGUCAAGCAAGAAGGAUAUACACCAUCCGACCAGGAUCUUCUCCGAUGCAAAUUUCAGACAUUUGGGAUCCCUGAAGCCAAGGUUCAAGUGGGCAAAGUAUAUUUGCAUCUUUACAUUCAGAGAUUUGUUGAUGAGCGCCGAAAGUGGAUUCAGUUUUUUGAUAAUUUGACAGCUGUUCUCUUCAUGGUGGACAGCAGUAGCUACAACUUACGGACUUUGCCGUGGGAUAACAAGGGUGUCAAGCUUCAGGAGGAAUUACAGGUACUCCAAAAAGUCUUGUGGAGCCCACGGUUGAGGAUGCUUUUCAGUCCUGGGCUGCAGACCUUGUCGUUCAUUGUUUUCCUGAACAAACAGGAUUUGCUAGCAGAGAAAGUCUUGGCAGGGAAACAUAAACUGGAAGACUACUUUCCACACUUUGCUCUCUAUACCACACCCGACGACGCAAUGCCGGAGCCUGGUGAGAAUCGUCAAGUUACGAGGGCCAAGUAUUUUAUCAGAGAUGAACUUCUUAGAGGGUGUUUUCAUGACAAGCACUGCUUCUAUAUUCACUUUACAUGUGCUGUGGAUGCAGAAAACGUUCAGAGGGUUUUCAAUGAUUGUGGGGAUGUGAUUCAACGGAUACAGUUUGGCCAAUAUAAGUCCUUGUGAUGGAGGGCAUUCCUGUGUUUUGUAUUCCUUGUUAAGAAAAGAAAAAAGAGAACCCUUGCCCACAUAAAGUGGAAGAGAACAAUGGCAACCUCCCUCUUAUUUGCACUCCUGAACUUUUCCUCCUUCCUGGACAAAGAGCACCAUUUCAAAGCUUCAAACCAUUGUAAUGUCAAAGGCCAUCUUUGCAAGGAGCAGGAGUCUCGGGCAGAGAGAACCAAGAGGAAGAAGAAGUCAAGAGGUCUGCAGCAGCUGAAUGACUUAAUAUGGGAGAGAUGUCUGCAGUUCGGGAUGACCAAAAAAGGCAAGAGACAGAUGAAGAAGAGCAGAGCAGUGAAUC
Molecule: messenger RNA, 1535 nt
Organism: Anolis sagrei ordinatus
Lineage: Eukaryota; Metazoa; Chordata; Lepidosauria; Squamata; Anolidae
Product: guanine nucleotide-binding protein G(s) subunit alpha-like
Biological process (GO): sensory perception of chemical stimulus; adenylate cyclase-activating dopamine receptor signaling pathway
Cellular component (GO): heterotrimeric G-protein complex
Molecular function (GO): mu-type opioid receptor binding; G-protein beta/gamma-subunit complex binding; D1 dopamine receptor binding
Source: RefSeq, a predicted model, not a curated record